CUAUGGUUUCCCUCCUCCCUUUUCUUUCUGUUCCUUCACGGAGACGGGAAAUGGCAGCCGAACGGUAGAGACGAACGGGAGGCGUCGGCCGAAGCGGGAUUUGAUAUUCGAGUGCGUACUAAGAAUUGUAAAUUUCUUCCUUACUGAUUUACAGGAUUGCCAGGUUAAACCAGUAGCGGAAAAUGGGUCGCUCUAACACUAGAUCACAUUCUUCAAGAUCAAAGUCCAGAUCACAGUCCAGUUCAAGGUCAAGGUCAAGAUCACACUCUAGAAAAAAGAGAUACAGUUCUAGGUCUCGGUCUAGGACAUAUUCACGAUCUCGCAGUAGAGAUCGUGUUUAUAAUAGAGAUUAUCGCAGAGAUUACAGAAAUAAUAGAGGAAUGAGACGCCCCUAUGGUUACAGAGGAAGAGGUAGAGGAUAUUAUCCAGGAGGUGGAGGUAGAUAUCAUCGUGGAGGUUACAGACCUGUCUGGAAUAGAAGGCAUUCCCGAAGUCCUAGACGGGGCCGUUCACGUUCUAGAAGUCCAAAGCGAAGAUCAGUCUCUUCCCAGAGGUCUCGCAGCAGAUCUCGCCGAUCAUAUAGAUCUUCCAGAUCUCCAAGAUCCUCUUCGUCUCGGUCAUCAUCUCCAUACAGCAAAUCACCCGUCUCUUCCAAAAGACGUGGAUCAUCAGAAAAGCAAGCAAAGAAAACUGAGGGAGCUGCUUUGCAAGACAGCCCAUUAAAAAAUAAAUCACAAGAGGAAGAUAAAGGUGCAUUUGAACAUGACCCAUCUGAGCCUUUAGAUGACUUCAGUAAAUCAGCAGCUUCAGGUGAUAUUUGGCCUGGACUUUCAGCAUAUGAUAACAGUCCACGGUCUCUCCAUAGUCAUUCUGUUGCUUCCCCACCAAGUCAGAGUUCUUCAUGCUCUGAUGCUCAGUUACUUAGCACUGCUCACUCGGGAAAAGACACACCUCAACACUCACAUUCCAUUCAGCAUAGCCCUGAGAGGUCUGGGUCUGGUUCCCUGGGAAAUGGUUCUAGUCGCUACAGCCCUUCCCAGAACAGCCCACUACAUCACAUUCCUGCAAGAAGAAGUCCUGCAAAAGCAGUCGCAUCACAGAAUGCCCCACGUGAGGAGACUCGCAUGCGCUCUUUUUAUCCAGAGGCUGGGGAACAGGAAAGUGCAAAGGGUGGAAAAUUCAUGAAAAGGUACACAGAUGAAGAAUCUAGAGUGUACCUGCUUGAUAGAGGUAAUACUAGGGAGAAAGAUACCCCAAAGGAGAGAGGAUCAGAAAAGGGCAGGACAGAGGGAGAAAGAGAAUGGGAGGAUCAGGAAGCAUUGGAAUACUAUAUGGAUAAAGAGUCUGGGAAACAAAAAUUUAAUGAUUCUGAAGGGGAGGACACGGAGGAGACAGAAGAUUAUAGACAGUUCAGAAAGUCUGUUCUGGCAGAUCAGGGUAAGAGCUUUGCUGCAUCUCACCGGAAUACUGAGGAGGACAGCUCUAAGUACAAAUCUAAAAUCUCUAUGAAGACAAAUAGAGAGAGUGAAGGUUUUAGAGAAGAUAAAAAUUAUAAACUUAAAGAGACAACUAAUUAUGUAGUAGAGAGGCCUAGUUCACUAAAAGAUAAGCACAAGGAAGAAGAGAAAAUAUCCGAGAGAAUGAUGAAAAAAGAAACCCAGUCACCUGAGCAGGUAAAGUCUGAGAAGCUCAAAGAACUCUUUGAUUAUAGUCCCCCUCUGCACAAGAAUUUGGAUGCAAGAGAAAAAUCUACGUUCAGGGAGGAGAGCCCACUUAGGAUCAAAAUGAUAGCCAGUGACUCCCAUCGACCUGAAGUGAAACUUAAAAUGGCCCCAGUGCCACUUGAUGAUUCAAACAGACCUGCAUCGUUGACUAAAGACAGGCUGCUUGCUAGUACACUUGUCCAUUCGGUCAAGAAGGAGCAAGAGUUCCGAUCCAUCUUUGACCACAUUAAGCUACCACAAGCCAGCAAAAGCACAUCAGAGUCAUUUAUUCAGCACAUUGUGUCCUUAGUCCAUCAUGUCAAAGAACAAUAUUUCAAGUCGGCUGGCAUGACCCUAGUUUGGUUCACUGCUUAUCAGAAGGCUACUGAAGAACAUAGCACCCGGCAAAAGAGUCCAGAAAUUCACAGGAGGAUUGACAUCUCUCCAAGUGCCCUGAGGAAACACACCCGUUUAGCGGGAGAAGAGAGAGCCUUUAAAGAAGAAAGUCAGAAAGGAGAUAAAAAAUUAAAGUGUGACGCCGCUGACCUUCGACAUGACAUCGACCGUCGCAGAAAAGAACGAAGUAAAGAACGAGGAGACUCUAAAGGUUCCAGGGAAUCCAGUGGAUCAAGAAAGCAGGAGAAAAUUCCAAAAGAUUACAAGGAGUAUAAACCUUACAAAGAAGACAGUAAACAAAAAAGAGAGCAAGACCGUUCUCGAUCUUCCUCAACUUCCUCCCCAUCUUCCUCUUCAUCCAGUUCCCGAGAAGAAAAAGAAUGCAAGAAAGAAAGAGAUGAAGAGUUUAAACCUCAUCAUGAACAAAAAGAAUACUCUGGUUUUACAGGAGUUGGAAGACCUAGAGGCACAUUUUUUCGAAUUAGGGGCAGAGGAAGAGCCAGAGGCGUGUUUGCUGGAAUAAAUACUGGUCCCAGUAACUCAAAUACUGCUUUUCAAAAGAGACCGAAGGAGGAGGAAUGGGAUCCUGAAUAUACCCCUAAAAGCAAGAAAUACUUCUUGCAUGAUGAUAGAGAUGAUGGUGUGGAUUACUGGGCCAAAAGAGGAAGAGGUCGGGGCACUUUCCAGCGUGGCAGAGGAAGAUUUAACUUCAAAAAAUCAGGUAGCAGUCCAAAGUGGACUCAUGACAAAUACCAAGGGGAUGGGCUUGUGGAAGAAGAAGAAGAAACAGUGGAAAAUGAAGACAAAGAGAGACGCAAAGAAGAAAAGGAAUAACUCUGAAGACCCGAUCCAACUGAAAGUUUAUGCACCAUCCACACAGCAAUUUUUAAUAUGACUAUUUGUCGUCAAAUGAAUACCACGAUGGGAGUUCUCUUCUGAACAGAUCUAGAUCUGACAAGUAGAGCUGUAGCUUAACAGGUGCUACGUUUCUCCGUCCACAUACCCUUACUGCUAAUGGGGAAAUGCCUCAACUAUUUGUGCAACAGCACUAAACGUAGCUUGACCUUCUGCACACUCUUUUCUAAAAGAAGAUUUGUCCUACAUUCCAAAUGCACGUCCCUUUAGGCGUACGACAGAAAGAGGUAAAUUGUAGUGAAAAAGCUACCUUUAACAUAAGCAUGUUCAGUAUGUUGUUUCAGAAUUUACAUGCAUAAUAAAUAUAGUCUCUGUAAAACACUAGAUAUCCAUUUAUAACAUUUAAGCAGAGUGCAUAAUGAUCGUGAAACAGCAUUAUUACUGCAGGAACAUUAGAGGAAGACUCAUUUGGCUUCUGGUGAAAGUGUCGGCCAGGAAGUACAUGGCGAGAUUGAUCCAGCUACUAUAUGUGUAUAAGUCUUUUCCCCAGAUUGUAAAAUAGUCUCUUUGUUUUUCUGUGGGUUUUCUUUGGUAAACAACCUGACAAAAAAUGGGAUAUCUCCGUCAUGUUUUCAGUCUGCAGUGGAAUAAAGAUGUGAAAAUUCUCAAAUGA
Molecule: messenger RNA, 3627 nt
Organism: Gekko japonicus
Lineage: Eukaryota; Metazoa; Chordata; Lepidosauria; Squamata; Gekkonidae
Gene: BCLAF1
Product: BCL2-associated transcription factor 1
Biological process (GO): positive regulation of transcription by RNA polymerase II
Cellular component (GO): mediator complex
Molecular function (GO): DNA binding; transcription coregulator activity
Source: RefSeq, a predicted model, not a curated record